This is a messenger RNA of Centropristis striata (black sea bass), 2295 nucleotides long. RefSeq names its product ubiquitin-like 3b (gene ubl3b). The transcript is spliced from 6 exons. Bases 410 to 763 code for a protein of 117 amino acids. Gene Ontology annotation, molecular function: protein binding. The record is from RefSeq and is a predicted model, not a curated record. Lineage: Eukaryota; Metazoa; Chordata; Actinopteri; Perciformes; Serranidae.
UAGCAGAAGGCUUCCUCUUCGCAGCGAUCAGUUUCGACAUCUGUCAGGACAUAACUCGGUGCUAGUUGGUGUCCUUGGGCGAGAUGCAUAUUCUAGCUGUUUAAAAAAACAAACCAUUUCAUGAGUACAAGCCAGCUAAUUAGCAACGGUGGUUAAAAACAACCUAAUAUAAAUAAAAAAAACAUUAGCCCGCUAGCUUAAUUAGCUUAACGAUUGAACAUUGAGAGCUCGUCGCUUCCGUCGCCUGACAAGCUAAGUUUGUCAUGUUUAAUUCGAUAAACCAUGGCGAAGUGACACCGUUUACUCACAACUAACACUAUUCAAGGGCUCUGGCCCCGUCUCCAGCAGCUGAAGCACACCAGCCCUGUCCUCUCUGAUCCACGUCAACGGUCUUCCUCCACCCUGAGCCAUGACCAGCCAGAGGGAUCUUGAUAUGGUGCACCUCCGCCUCAUCCUGGUCAGUGGGAAAACGCAAGACUUCACUUUCUCCCCAAAUGACUCAGCCACAGACAUCGCCAAGCAUGUGUUUGAGAACUGGCCUGCAGGAUGGGAGGAGGAGACGGUGAGCAGUCCCAGCAUACUGCGCCUCAUCUUCCAGGGACGCUUCCUUCAUGGCAACGUCACCCUGGGAGCUCUGAAGUUGCCUCCUGGCCGGACAACCGUCAUGCACUUGGUUGCCAGGGAGACUCUUCCAGAGCCCAACUCUCAUGGUCAAAGGAACAGAGAAAAAACCACAGAGAGCAACUGCUGUCUCCUCUUGUAAAGCUACAGAAACGACCCCUUAUACCCCCCAACACACACACACACACAUGCAAACACACACACACACACACACACACACACACACACACACACACACACACACGUAUAUAAACAUAAAUACACCCUGUUCUCUCCUGCCUGUCAUCCUGUCAGCUGUGGAUUUGGAUUAAAUCACAGGAAGUCUGGUCGGGGCCGCUUUGGUUGAACGCUUGUCCAAUCUGAGGCUUUUUUUUGUGCCAAUAUAUUCACUUUUCGCCCCCCAAAACCUUUGACUGUGUCGGCAGAAUUUGCCGUUCUUCCUUUUUAUUUGAAGAUCACGACAUUAGACGAUACCUUCCUCUCCCUCAUGGACCCGUUACCUGCUGGACAAGUUUUAAAAAGCUGUCAUGCGUAGUGGAAAAGACCCGGGAAGUCUCCACUCUUCAUGGACACAGAUAAAGGAUGUGUGGGCUGUUACCCUCCCCUACUAGUCACAUGGAUGUUUCCCCACUGAAUGGUGUUAACCCUCUCAUUGCACUUAACCAGUUUCUUAAUUCAGAAAUGUUUAUCGUGUUUCAUCUCUCCCACCCCCCCCUCCCCCCCACCCCCAAUGGCUUUUUUUCUUUAAUGGUCAUAGGAACAGACCUUAAUUAAUUCCCCGCGUUGUAGAAAAUGUGCCAUCCUCCUCAUGAGACUGUUUCUCACUAACUGAACCAGUUGGUCUGUAUCAGCACCAGUGGCGUUCGUGCCAUUACCUUACACCUCCUUGUUCCUGGAAAUGGACCAAUGGAGAAAAUACUUUUGAGGGGGCGUUCAGGUCCACAAGAAACGGGAACAGACUCGUAAAAAGAUGGAGACGGAGGGUUGCUUGUAUGCCAUCAGGUGUUGUGUUCGCACCUCUGGCUUUGACAUUAUUGACUAGGGCGUCGAUGUUCCUUCACACCGGGAGCUGACACGGCGGGCCAGUUAAACGCAGACAGAAGGAGCGGUUGAAGAUGGGAGGGAGGAGUGUCGUCGGUGUGAGAGCCCCCUCUGCUGGACACUGAGAACGAGGCAGUGGGAGACUUUCUCCCACUUGGAUGAAAAGUUAAAAGGAAAAAUUUUGGUGGCGUUUCACCUCCUUUUCAUUUGGAUGCUGUCUUUACUUCUUGUUUGCCUUUUAUCGUGGAAUUCAGUAAUAUCAUUAAUAUUGAAAUUCAAAUAUAUCGAUUUUUAUCUUGUGUAUAGGUAUUUGUUCAAUUUUAGUGUGGGUGAGUUUGUGUAUGAGUGUGUCUGAGGGUGUGUGAUGCACGUGGCAUACUGUAUGAGGACUAGUGAGGGCAUGUGGUCUUAAAAAAAUAAAAGGUGGUGCACUGGGAGUGUUGAUGGGCUGCGGUUUCUUCAGAAACAGUCGGAAACCUUUUGAUUCCUUCCAUUGAGUGUCCUUUGGUUUGUGUUUUUGUCAAUCAAUGUCACUGCUAUGAAGUUUAGCUCAGUAUGAAUAAAUGUAAAAACUAAAAUGCAAUGUGGUCUACAUAAAAGCUUGUAUUAUAAAUUAAUAAAUCUUUAAAUAAG